Molecule: messenger RNA, 1790 nt
Organism: Mucor mucedo
Lineage: Eukaryota; Fungi; Mucoromycota; Mucoromycetes; Mucorales; Mucoraceae
Product: WD40-repeat-containing domain protein
Exons: 13
Coding region: 260-1744 (494 amino acids)
Cellular component (GO): cytoplasm
Molecular function (GO): protein binding
Source: RefSeq, a predicted model, not a curated record
UUUAAUAUGCUUAACUUUAACCCCAGUGCACUGGUGGUGUGAUACAUAUGGUGGAUAGCAAAUAGGUUUGCUCAGAACAUGAAUUUUUUUUAACAAAAGGAAGUAUGUGAUUAUGUUGCAACUUUGUUAGUGCAAUUGACUACAAAUGUCCAAAGCAAAAAGAGCAUAAACAAAGAAUUGAAGGGCCGCCUUCGUCACGCAGGUGUGUAUAAACUCUCAACUUUUUUUUUCUUCUCUUCUUUCUUGUUUGGUUACGUUUAUGGCCUCUUCAGUAUCACUACCAUUAGUUGUCUGGCAUAACUUUACGAAUCCCAACACCACAUGCAUCACCUCUAGUUACCCCAAUGUCUAUGCUGGACAAAAGGAUGGACAUAUUUGGGUCUAUACAGUAUCCGAUCAGAAUCCUUCCUUACUCCAGCACAAGUUUCUUUUGGUGGGCCAUAAAACUUCAGUGGUUGCGUUAUGUGUGGUGAAGACGGAAACAGACGCCUUGUCAAAGUCAGAAGAUGUUUUAAUUAGUGCUUCAGAGGAUGGUGAAAUUAUACGGUGGAAUGCGUCCGAUGGACGUUGUCAAGCUGUCAAUCAUACAGGGUUCUACGGCAUUCCGCGUCUUUUAAAAUUUUCGGAUCGACAUAUUUUUUGUUGUGGCCAAGCAAAUGAAAUCACGAUUCUCAAUGCUACCACGUUAGAAGUGGUUCGGGUGUGGGGCGGUCAUUCAAACUGGGUAACCUGCAUGGAUUUCUAUGAUUCAGACACAAACCGUUCAAGGCUGCUCACGGAUCAGUCUGUUCCCAACAAACCGUUAAUUUUAAAUAACACAACUUCGUUUGAUUCCGCAUUUAACCUUGUAGGCAAUCCUGCUCUGCCAGGUGUAUGCAUGACCCUAACAAGUAAAAAUAUCAUGAUAUUAGCGAUGCAAUGUACCGAGUUCGUUCCUCAAUUUAUGAUUCCAGCAGAACCUAAUACUAGCUGGGCAGGUGGUCAAUUCUUUGGAAAGGACCGAUUUAUUAUUUGGACACUGAAUGGUGAGGUAUUUGAUUAUAUAUUGCAGCCUCCCGAAUCACAUAAAACAGAAGCUGUUUCGGAAGAUGAUGGAAGUCUAUAUUACAGUGCGACCUUGACAAAAUGUUACAAAUUCGAUAAUCAUCGAUCUAUUCAUUCAGGAACAGUGAUUACGACUAUUUUGUCGAAAUUCGUUGAAGGCGACAGGGAAGAACUUUCGGCCGUAACCUUAUGUAACCAUCCAGAAGCGUCGGGAUUUAGUAUCAUUCCUUUACCAGUUUCAGAACCUGUGGAAGAAGCAGUGACCUAUUGUAUCGAAACCACCUUUUCCGAUGUUUGGCCCUUGAUAGAAAAAAGCGAUCCCAAAUUUGGAAAUAUCACAAUUACUGCUCCAGUAAACACAAAUCAUCUAGCCAUUGGUUACGAUUCGGGAACUAUUUGUGUGGUGCCAUUGUCUUUGGCAUUAUUACACUUGACAGAAAUUUCCAACUUUAUUGGGAAGAGAGAUGACGUCCGAUUAUUUGAAAAGGCCCACCAUAGCGCUAUCACUUGCAUGAUUGUACCCGAGCACCAUGUAUCUGGCCAGCAAUAUCUUUUAUCCGGUGGUCAAGAUGGCGCUAUUAAAAUAUGGAACCUUAUCGUCCUGUGCUGUUCAUUCCAUGCCUGUAGAAGCCUUCAUCGAACCAGCAGAACAAAAAGACACUCGUGUCAGAGGAUGUGUUGUUUCCAUUGCCAAAGAUAAUUCAAUUGCCCUGAUAUCCGUUGAUUCUAUGACGUGGUAAAUCUAC